Molecule: messenger RNA, 3698 nt
Organism: Chlamydomonas reinhardtii
Lineage: Eukaryota; Viridiplantae; Chlorophyta; Chlorophyceae; Chlamydomonadales; Chlamydomonadaceae
Exons: 7
Coding region: 63-2204 (713 amino acids)
Biological process (GO): protein phosphorylation
Molecular function (GO): ATP binding; protein kinase activity
Source: RefSeq, a predicted model, not a curated record
GAACCCACCAAAAUGUAACGAACGUAUUUGCAGCUUUCUAGCAUGUAAGAGCCUUAGGUACCAUGAACCGCAUGAACCGCCCUGUAGACGUUGCUCGGGAGUUUGAGGCAGUAGAGAGGGACAUAGCAAAGACCACGUCCGACAUAGACAAGGUCGAGAAGGAAAUCGAGAAGAAGCAAGCGCGGCAAGACGACCUCGUGUCUCGCGUGGAAAAGAUCCGCCAGGACCUCAGCGACGUGCAGGCGCAGCUCCUCAAGCCAGCUCUCAACGAGGAGGAUAAAGCGCGGCGGCGCCUUCUCGAGCAGCAGCUAUGUGACGAGCGGCAGUUUUGCCGCGACGAGCUGGUUGCUGCGCGCAGCGAGAAGGAGCAGCUGCGCAGCGAGAAGGAGCAGCUGCGCAACAAGAAGGAGCAGCUGCGCAACAAGGAGGCGCAGCUGCGCAAAGAGAAGGAGCAGCUGCGACUCUUGGAGCAAGCGCACCCGAACGCCGGGGGCGCUGACCUCGUACGGUCCCAGCUGCAGGCGCAGCUCGAUGCGCUGCCAAGCCCCUCGGACAUGGCCCACAGCGAGGUCUGGUCGCAGCAUCACGACUUCUUCCAGUGCUUUCGGCCAGCCGAUGGCAAGGGCCCGACCCGGGCUCUGCCGAUUGCGCUGUACGACCCAGUGCUGGACCAGCUGGUGGCGAUGUUCCACGCGGCGAUGCGGGGCGUCGGCAGCGAUGGCGGCAGUAGCGGCAUCAGCAGCAGCAGUGGCGGUGGCAGCAGCGGUGGUGGUGCUGACGACGUGGCCCCGUCACAAGUGGACUUCGUGCUGGCGAGAAGCCUGUGCGAGACCAUGGCCCGGAGCUUUGGCAACGAGACGGAGCGCAUGGAUGAGUUCUCUGCCCUGCUCGAAGGCUACCUCGGCGAGCCGAUUGACGCCCACCAUCCCAUUCGCACCGUGAAGUUCGAGACCGACGGGAGCCUGCGCUGCUGCGUCGGCACCGGGCCGGCGGCUUCGAUGUGGCUGCCGAUGUACAUCCAGGGGGUCAAGAACGAGAUCGGCGAAUCAGGAGACCCCUACAUUCAGGGCCAGCGCUACUACCAAUGUUACGUGGCGGAUCCGAAGCUGGCCGCGCAGGUGCGGCACACGGUGCUGCCGGCGCUGAUGCUGGAGCUGGCGGGGCCGCACCUGCGCGUGUCGGCGCUGGCGUCACCGCGCGACGUGACCGUGGUGUGCGAGCCGCUGACGCCCUACCUGCACCUGUUCAGCAUGGAGCGCUGCGAUCCCGACCACAUGGACCGCCUGGCGCUGGUGCUGCGCGCCAUCAAGGACGGCUUCGGGCUGCUGAAGGACUCGUGCCGCCGCCUCGUGCAGCAGCCGCAGCCCCCUGCCGCCUCGCCCACGGCGGAGUGCUCGGCCUCGGCUGCGUCGGCUUCGGCUUUGGCGUCGCCGUCAGCUUCAGAGGAGCAGGCGCAGAAGAAAGCGCGGCGCGGGGUGGUGCCGCCGGUGCGCGACCUGUCCCUGCAGCUGCCCUACCCGCUGCGCCCAGGGACGGGCUUCAUGGACGUGCGGGCCAUUGGGCCUGGCGUGUACAAGCCGCUGUACUCCGCCAAGCACGGCGGCAGGGCCGUGGCCGUCAAGUUCACGCGCAUGAGCCCGGACGCGGUCCGCGUGCAGCGCGCCUGGGCGGCGGCGGGCCUGGCGCCGGCGCUGGUGCUGGAGGAGGCGCGGCCGCUGCCGUGCGGCAUGACCAUGCUGGUGAUGGAGUGGCUGGCGGCCGAGGACGGCUGGGUCAUGUUCUGGAGCCUGCCGCCGGACCAGAAGCGGCGGCUGCACGGCGAGGUGGUGGCGGCGCUGCGCCGGGCGCACGAGGUGAUGGUGGACGACGGCCGCGGUGGGCGGCUGCCGGGCGUGCACGCCGACCUGCGGCAGGCCAACGUGAUGGUGCGGGGCGCUGCGGCGGCGGCCUCGGGCAGCGGCGGCUGCACUGGUGGCGGCGGCGAGGACGCGGCGGCGGGCAGCGGCGCAGGCGGCAGCAGCAUCAGCGGCGGGGCGCAGGUGCAGGUCCAGUUCGUGGACUUCGAAUGGGCCGGCCUGCAGGGCCGCACGCGGCUGCCGCGCUCCAUCUGCCAGCGCCUGCCGGGGUACGGGGGCGGCGGCCAGGUGACGCAGGAGUACGACCGGGCGCUGUGGGAGCACGAGCGGGUGCAAGGGCCCCUGUGAUGCUGCGACAGGGCGUGCAUGCAUGGCGGCGCCGACCACAUGGCGGUGCAAGAGCCGAGUGAAGCCGUUGCAGCAGUGGCAGCCGAGCGACGCCGCGGCGGCAGUGGCAGUUGAGCGACGUCGCGGCGGCAGUGGCAGCCGAGUGACGCCGCGGCGGCAGUGGCGGCUGAGUGACGCCGCGGCGGCAGUGGCAGCCGAUCGACGCCACGGCGGCAGUAGCAGCACAGCGACGCCUGGGCGGCAGUGGCAGGCGAGUGACGCCGCGGCGGCAGUAGCAGCCGAGCGACGCCGCGGCGGCAGUAGCAGCCGAGUGACGGCGCGGCGGCAGUAGCAGCCGAGUGACGGCGCGGCGGCCGUGGCAGAUGAGUGACGCCGCGGCGACAGUAGCAGCCGGGUGACGCCGCGGCGGCAGUAGCAGCCGAGUGAUGCCGCCGCGGCAGUAGCGGCCGAGCGAUGCCGCGGCGGCAGUAGCAGCCGGGACCGCAGAGAGAGGAUAUAGGUCGCGUGAGAGAGCGGCUGACGCCGUCUCCAUUCCGAUCCUAGACAGGUAGUCUUUGACCGCCCUAUGUGAGGGAAUCAGAGCCAACAUGUAGCCAGGUCUUGAUUGUCUAGUGAUGAUGAUGAUGAUGAUGAUGAUGAUGAUGAUGUGUUACAGGAUUGGAAGUGUGCGUUCCUUCUCCCAGUAACGAGACUAACCGAGCCAGUUAUACGGACGCGAAGGGCUGAUUGCUGCGUCCAGGGGAGUCACAGGAAGUGGAGUCCAGUGGCUGGGUGGAGACGGGGAAACGGAGCGCCCGUAGGAACAGGAGGGGUGUUGCAGGAGAUAGGGCUCCCCGGCCCGGGCCAAUGGUCCUACAAGGAAAGGAUAGCGCGCACGAUCGUGCACACCACCUUGUAACCAAACACACACAGGGUUCCAAGGAGGACCGGGGGAAUCACUAAAAGCUGUCUGGAGUCUGGGGGAUCGUAGUCGAUGUCUUGUGAUAAUACCCAAGGAUGGAGUCCAGGCUGUUGGGCGGGGACUCUGACUGCUGACGGAGAAGUUGGGCGCGUGUCGAGCACAAGUGCGGACGAGGCGGCACGACGUAGGCUGGGAGCGCGGAGUCGCUGGGAAUCCAAUACCAGGCUGAUAAUAGGUUAGCUUGACAGUACCGAUGCACUGUACCUUAGUAAAGAACACCUGAUACGUAGUAGUCGUGGACCGGGACAAGGGGUGUCAGCUUUGGAACAGCUGUGGAAAUGGGCUGAGCCCCUACACAGCAAGGGACGUGACGUUUAGCAUGGGUGGCAUUGACGGGCCCAGUCGCCAUGCAACCUAGAACGGGCUAGCAGUUGACGUAGUUGGCAUUGAGUAGUACAGUCGAACACGCCUAACUUCGUUGCGCAAAGUAAGUUUCCCGGCGUUAUAAGGGCCCACCGGCCCGGGCCACUGGUACUUACGGGGACAGGAUAGCACGCAUGCUCGUGCACACCACCUUGUAACCAACAACAACA